Messenger RNA from Strongylus vulgaris, 1578 nucleotides. Lineage: Eukaryota; Metazoa; Nematoda; Chromadorea; Rhabditida; Strongylidae. The record is from the annotation of a GenBank genome assembly.
AUGAGUUGGAAUAAUGGUGCGAUGAUGUGCGAUGUGAUGCCGACCAUCAGUGAAGAUGGUGUCGACAAUGUCACAACCAACGAUGAUCAUUCGCACGACGCCAACAUCGAGCAGUACAAGCGUCAAGUGGAAGAGAGCAACCAACGAGUUCGCGAUCUUGAAAAGGAGAAGGAGAGCCUCCGGCGUCAGUUCGAAAUGCAUACGCAACAUUUACCAAAUGCUGAACGAAACAACACCAGAUUGUUACUAGAACAUCUGGAGUGCCUUGUAUCUAGGCACGAGAGGUCAUUACGAGUUACCGUGAUGAAGCGACAGGCUCAAAGUCCCGCUGGGGUUUCAUCUGAAGUGGAAGUCUUAAAGGCUUUGAAAAGUCUUUUCGAACACCACAAAGCUCUAGACGAGAAGGUAAGGGAACGCUUGCGAGUUGCUAUGGAACGUGUGGCCACCUUAGAGGAAGAGCUCACAUCUAAGGGUGAGGAGAAUUCGGGUCUAAAGGCUCGGCUUGCAAUGGUCGCUGCCGAGGCUGAAGAAGCACAGGCCAAGGGACAGAAGACAAAUGGUGCUUUGAGUAGUGAAUCAGCAGCACGUCUCGUCGAAAUGCAAGAAGCCUGUGAGCGAAUGAAAGUUGAGUUGACAAACAGUCUCAAGCAAGUUCAAGAACUUAGUGCAAGAAACUCUGAAUUGGAAGCUCAACUCUCGACUGCUCAAAAGGACACACAUGCUUGUCAAGAGCAGUUAACUAAGGUCAAGAAUCAGUUACAUGAGUUGGCCAAUAAAGACGCAGCUGUACGGUUGAAUGAGGAAAAAGUGCGGUCACUUCAAGAAAGGCUUGAACUCGCUGAGAAACAACUUGCGCAGAGCCUCAAAAAGGCUGAAUCUUUGCCAUCGGUCGAGGCGGAAUUGCAACAACGAAUGGAGGCUCUCACUGCUGCUGAACAGCGGCAAGCCCUUGAAUCAUCAGCUGAGCUUGAGAGAGCUGUUCAGAGAGAAAAGAUGAAUGAAGAGCAUAGCCAACGAUUGAGCAGCACCGUGGAUAAGCUGUUAUCCGAAUCGAAUGAUCGCCUGCAAUUACAUUUGAAAGAACGUAUGCAAGCUCUGGAUGAUAAGAAUCGCCUAACACAGCAGCUCGAGAAUACCAAGAAAAUCUACGACCAGGCGGAAAGGACAAAGGAACGCCUUCAACGUGAUAAUGAUGCCCUCCGACAAGAAAUUGAAGCCCUUCGACAGCAAUUGUAUAAUGCGCGAACGGCACAAUUCCAUUCUAGGAUGCACGCCGUGUUGCCACCACCUCUUCCUCUGGUUAUACCAAAUGGUAUUGCUGCCCCAUCGCCUCAAACAGUUGUCCCCCAACCGUUUGCUCAGAGUUCCUAUACCAAUUCUACCCCUCCAGGAUAUGCUACCGUGGGAAUACGACGACCUAACAAGGGCAGGAUCGCUGCAUUGCAGGCUUUCUCUUCGUCCCCAUCUAUGUUGGAUAUGGGAAGUGGAAGUACCAUACCACGAGGAACCACGCAGAAACAGUCAGCUCAACAACCUGAUCUGCUCAUGAAUACCAUGCCUCAACAGGUACUAUUUUAA